This is a messenger RNA of Notothenia coriiceps (black rockcod), 1122 nucleotides long. Its product is annotated as unconventional myosin-Ie-like. Gene Ontology annotation, cellular component: myosin complex. The record is from RefSeq and is a predicted model, not a curated record. The transcript is spliced from 7 exons. Gene Ontology annotation, molecular function: cytoskeletal motor activity; ATP binding. The annotation marks the transcript as partial. NCBI's taxonomy places the organism in Eukaryota, Metazoa, Chordata, Actinopteri, Perciformes, Nototheniidae.
GGUCCUGGUGCUGAUUGGUCUGUUUCCUGCAGGUACGCCAUUCUCACCAAGGAGUCGUGGCCCCGCUGGAGCGGAGACCAGCGGCAGGGGGGCCUGCACCUCCUCAGCUCCGUCCACAUGGACCAGGACCAGUUCCAGCUGGGCAAGAGCAAGGUGUUCAUCAAGGCCCCGGAGUCGCUCUUCCUGUUGGAGGAGAUGAGGGAGAGGAAGUAUAACGGUUACGCUCGGGUCAUCCAGAAGGCCUGGCGUAAACACAUCGCUGUCCGGAAGUACGUGAAGAUGAGGGAGGAAGCCUCCGACGUGCUGCUAAACAAGAAGGAGCGCCGCAGGAACAGCAUCAACAGGAACUUUGUGGGCGACUACCUCGGCACCGACAACCACCCCGAGAUCCGGCAGUUCGUCGGCCGCAGAGAGAGGAUCGACUUCGCCGACGUGGUGGUGAAGUUCGACCGCAGAUUCAGGACGGUGAAGCGGGACCUCAUCCUGACCCCCAAGUUCCUGUACCUGAUUGGUCGAGAGAAGGUGAAGCAGGGUCCGGAUAAAGGCCAGAUCCAGGAGGUUCUGAAGAGGAAGAUCGAGAUCAACAAGAUCCAGUCCGUGUCCCUGAGUACGCUGCAGGACGACUUCUUCAUCGUCCAUGAGGAAGAGUACGACAGCGUCCUUCAGAGCGUCUUUAAGACGGAGUUCCUGAGUCUGCUGGUGAAACGCGUCCAGGAGAAAACGGAGAAGAAGCUGCCGCUGAAGUUCAACAACCUUCUGGAGUUCAAGGUGAAGAAGGGGGGCUGGGGUCCGUUCAGCUCCUCGGGGUCCCGGCAGAUCCAGUUCCAGGCGGGUCAGGGGGACGAGGUGGUCUUUAAGCCCAGCGGGAAGGUCCUGCAGGUCUCCGUCGGACCGGGUCUGCCCAAAAACUCCAGACCGACGAGGAAGGACAACCGCAAGAGUCGCUACAUGGGGAAACAGACCCCGUCCAGCCAGCACAGCUCAGGUACCAGAAACCACCAAAACGGACUGAAAAUGGGACCUGACUGGUUUUCCUACAGAACCGCAGGAACCAAAGGGUCCGGCAGCACCGUCAGAUGUAACGCUGUUAGCAGCCGGUAGAGUUGCAUUAUGAUGCAUUCA